This is a messenger RNA of Acytostelium subglobosum LB1, 576 nucleotides long. RefSeq lists its product as hypothetical. Gene Ontology annotation, molecular function: GTPase activity; GDP binding; GTP binding. Bases 1 to 576 code for a protein of 191 amino acids. Gene Ontology annotation, biological process: Ras protein signal transduction. The record is from RefSeq and is a predicted model, not a curated record. The transcript has 2 exons. Gene Ontology annotation, cellular component: plasma membrane. Lineage: Eukaryota; Evosea; Eumycetozoa; Acytosteliales; Acytosteliaceae.
AUGUUUAACUUCAAGUUGGUGUUGGUCGGCCCUGGAGGCGUUGGUAAAUCAUGUUUAACGAUACAAUAUAUUGCUCAAAGAUUCGUCGAUGAGUAUGACCCAACUCUGGAAGAUAGUUAUAGGAAGCAGUCGACAAUAGAUGGUGAGGAAUGUAUAUUGGAUAUAUAUGAUACGGCUGGCCAAGAGGACUUUAGUGCGGUGCGCGACCAGUAUAUGCGCACUGGCGAGGGCUUCCUCUGUGUAUAUUCAAUCACCUAUCUACAGAGCUUCAAGGAGAUCCCCAAGCUGCACCAUCAUCUGCUAAAGGUCAAGGAUAUGGAUCGCGUGCCCUUCCUGCUCGUCGGCAAUAAGUGCGACCUGAAGGACUUUCGUGAGGUGCCAACAGCCGACGGCGAGGAGCUGGCUCGCAAGCUGAACUGCAAGUUCCUGGAGACCAGCGCCAAAGAUCGCGUCAAUGUAACAGAAGCCUUCCACGAGUUGGUCAAAGAGGUGAAGCGGGCGCGUCUGAACAAGCCGGCGGGCUCAGAGUCUUCAGACUCCCAGCACAAGAAGAAGAAGCUAUGUGUUGUAUUAUAA